AUGUCUUCUGCAGAGAUUCAACCCUUGUAUCGCUCAUUCUUGAGGGUUGUUCAACGAUGGCCUGUAGAUAAAGUGAGACCUAAUAAGGAUUUAAAACAAGUAUUGACAACAAAAGUUGAAGAAAGUUUUCGGAAUGAAAGCACACUUGACAUUGCUCAAGCAGAGAAACAGUUAUUUGCACUUGAAAAAUUAUUAAACAAUGAUUUUAAACAAAAGUAUCCGCUUUCAGAAGCGAUUCUAUACCCUGCAAGUAAUCCAAAAUACUAUUCAAAAUUGAUAUCUGCCCUUGGUGCAAACAAGGAAAGCAACAAAGGAUUUUUAGCAAGACUAUUAGGUCAAUAG
Molecule: messenger RNA, 342 nt
Organism: Rhizopus microsporus ATCC 52813
Lineage: Eukaryota; Fungi; Mucoromycota; Mucoromycetes; Mucorales; Rhizopodaceae
Exons: 2
Coding region: 1-342 (113 amino acids)
Biological process (GO): mitochondrial respiratory chain complex III assembly
Cellular component (GO): Cbp3p-Cbp6 complex; mitochondrion
Molecular function (GO): ribosome binding
Source: RefSeq, a predicted model, not a curated record